AUGGCAGGAGAAAGGGAUGGUAGAGUUUACCAUGGUCCAGAAGGUGGCACAGGCCCUUUGGCUAAUUGGCUUUCAAACGUGCUUUUGAAGUCCCUUAAGUCUCUCCUGCACUCACCUCCACUUGGAGCACCCAGAACAGAGACCUCUGAGCCUAAUGGUGCGAGAUAUACUACUCACUUUUCGGAACUCGGAAAUCACGACUAA
This is a messenger RNA of Sphenostylis stenocarpa, 204 nucleotides long. The record is from the annotation of a GenBank genome assembly. Lineage: Eukaryota; Viridiplantae; Streptophyta; Magnoliopsida; Fabales; Fabaceae.